Messenger RNA from Solanum stenotomum, 1596 nucleotides. RefSeq lists its product as uncharacterized. Lineage: Eukaryota; Viridiplantae; Streptophyta; Magnoliopsida; Solanales; Solanaceae. The transcript is spliced from 9 exons. The record is from RefSeq and is a predicted model, not a curated record. The coding region runs from base 1 to 1596 and encodes 531 amino acids. Gene Ontology annotation, biological process: response to endoplasmic reticulum stress. Gene Ontology annotation, molecular function: protein binding.
AUGAAGCUGGUUCAGAUACGUGUCCGUCUGCAUUGUGUACCACUGCCAGAAGAUACGUUUAGACCAGUAAUUAAGGAUAACUAUUUUGAGCAGCAUCAUUUCUGGUUUGAGCUAGAUCAUACUCAAUCUAGUAAAUUGAUCUCGCAACUCUCAUCUCUUGCAUAUGCUCCGAGUAGCACACCACAUUAUCCAGCACUCCGGAGAAGUAUAAUCCAAACUUCACCAGCAAAUAACAAGAUAACAGUAAAUAGAUGUUCUGAACCACAAAACUUGAAAAAUAAGCCAUCCAGUUCCAUUGAUUCUCAAGGUGCAUUGGAAGAGAAGAAUUUUAUAUAUAUGAAACUAAAAGAAAUAGCUCUUGAUCGUGAAUGGCCAGCGAUCUCCAGAAACGGGCAUGCAGAGGAAAACACCAAUGAAGGGAUAAGUUAUAAUGAUGUAAGCAUUGAUCAAACAGGUUUUGUGGAACCACAGCUUCCUGGAGAAGAGAUGAAUGAAGAAGGCAAUUGUGACUUGGCUGGUUAUCCUCCUUUUGUAGCUCAGCUGCUGAAAGAAGUGAAAGAGCUGAAUGCAUUUAAGGAACAGCACACCCAAAAAGUGACUGGCCUGGAGAAGAAGCUGGCUAAUGCACAAGAAGAAAUCAAACUGCUAAAAGGUAGAUGCUUGAUGUUGGAGUCCACAAAUCCUUCUCGUACACAUGAUAGUGCAAAUGUGGUUGAGUCAGACGAUAUAGUCUGUGAUGAGUCAAUCAUCCUAGCUGGAGAAUUUGAUGGUAAUAACUGGCUAUCGGCCUUGGACUUGUACUCACCUUUGAGUGAUGUUUUAAAGACACUUAAGACAAUGAGUUCAUUUUGGUCGUAUUUUGCAAUUGCAAAUCUGAGUAGAGAAGUCUAUGUAUUUGGUGGCAAAUUUGGGAAGUUGUGGGACAACACAGUUGAAUCAUAUAACCCAGCAAAUGAUAUGUGGACUGUGGAUUCUCAUUUGAAAAAGAGAAUCAGUAACUUAUCUAGAGCUACUUUGAAGGACACGAUGUUUGCAAUGGGUGGUGGAAAUGGGACUGAAUACUUUGCAGAAGUUGAAAUGUAUGAUCCUCAAGUAGGUCGAUGGAUUCCUUCACGAUCCAUGUCGCAGAAGCGAUUUUCUCUUGCAGCAACAGAACUCAAUGGUGCAUUAUAUGCUGUUGGUGGAUUUGAUGGAGACAAAUAUUUGGCGACUGCUGAAAGGUUUGACCCCAGAGAACAUGCUUGGAUAAAAAUUGAGAGUAUGAGCACAAAAAGAGCAUAUCAUGUGUUGGUUCCUUUGGGGGGGAAGUUAUAUGCACUUGGUUGCUCUGAUAGGUCUCAAAUGAUGCCAAGCGUUGAGAUAUAUGAUCCCUGUUGGGGAACAUGGAUGAUUGGGGAACCAAUGAACUACUCGAGGGGUUAUGUAACUGCUGCUGCUCUAAAGGAGUCCAUUUAUGUCAUUGGAGGGGCUCAAUCUGAUAAUGAAGUACUAGACACGAUUGAACGUUACAAGGAAGGCACAGGUUGGGAAAUAACCAACUUGAGCAGAGUCGGGAAAAGGAGAUUGUCCUCUGCUAUAGUUUUGGAGGAAGAUUGA